Molecule: messenger RNA, 1198 nt
Organism: Pararge aegeria (speckled wood butterfly)
Lineage: Eukaryota; Metazoa; Arthropoda; Insecta; Lepidoptera; Nymphalidae
Exons: 2
Coding region: 171-1103 (310 amino acids)
Molecular function (GO): DNA binding
Source: RefSeq, a predicted model, not a curated record
UGAAGGUCGCCGUGCUGCUCGAGUUUCGCUCGAUGCUUCAUUCGUGGGACGUCGAUCGCCAUCUUGUUGACUUGUCCGUGAUACCAAGAAUCGAUGCGUUUUUUACUCGGUUACGAUUCUAUUAAACAUCAAUAUUUAGGCGGAAAAUUGAUCUGUGAUCGGAAAUCGAUAUGAAGAAAACAUCGUCUUUAGUUUGGCGGUUUUUCGAUCGACUCGAGGAGAAUAAACGAUGUGUUGCAGUGUUGUGUAAAUUAUGUGAUACGCAGUAUAAAUAUUUCGGUAAUACGACGAAUUUGCGAUCGCAUUUAGUGAGUAAACAUCCGAUUCAGUGGGAGUUGCUCCAAAAUGGAACCUUGGACGAGUCGAAUAUCCGCGUCUUCGACGAUGACGAAAGCACUAACCCGAGUACUAGUUCGACUAGACGGAAGAGAUAUGUAAAGACCUACCAAGACAAUAACGUACGUUAUUCUGUAUCUGUUGAUCUCGCUAAAAAAGGAAAUAACCGAAACUCCUCUACAGAAAACUCAAUACCAGUUAUAGAAAUACAGCGGGUUGAUGUGCUAGAAAAUUCAGAAACUGACAAUGAACAUUUAGUGGAAGGAAAUGAGGAGCCAAUAAACAUAGUCCGUCAGAUGCAUGGCAGAGCCUCGGAUGAAGAAUGGCUCAAUGAGGAGGUCUACGAGACAGUAGAUUACCAACCAAAACGGAAGAAGACUAAGUACAGGACAAUCAAAAGAGAAAUUUGCUCACCACCUCCAAGCACUCCAAAAUAUAGAGUUGUACCAAACCAUACAUAUGCAAAACCAUUGCCGGAGCGUGUAAGUGUUGAAAGCAGUCAAAGAAAAGACGAGUAUUCAGUCUUUGGAGAGUAUGUUGGCAACAGACUGCGUAAAUUCAGACACCCUCAAGUCAGAGGCAAUGUUCAACAGUUAAUUACCACAAUACUUUGGCAGGCGGAGUACGGGAUAUAUGAUAACAUAGAGACAGUAAAGAGAGUAAUUUUACAUUCCGUACAAGAAAUGGAAGUGGAACAAACCACAGAACAAACAAUAAUACACGAGCAUGAGAUUGUUAAAGAGGGGUCACAUGUUGAUGAAAACUAAAUUAACCAAAGAAUAUAAAGAUCAAUUAGUUUGUAAGGUGGAAACAUUAAAGUUAUGUAUAUCUUUUAAUGCUAAUAAAGAAUAAAUUUAUUUUA